UGAGCCGGUGGCCGAACCCUCAGCGCAUCAGUCUCCCCAGUCGUUCAUCGCGAUAAGGACGCAUCCAGCUGACACUGCUCCCACCAUGCCCCAGACCAAGACUCAGGAUAUGGGCUCUGCCUUCAUCCAGACGCAGCAGCUGAACGCUGCCAUGGCUGACACCUUCCUGGAGCACAUGUGCCUGCUGGACAUCGACUCCGAGCCCACCACCGCUCGCAACACCGGCAUCAUCUGCACCAUCGGACCUGCCUCUCGCUCUGUUGAGACGCUGAAGGAGAUGAUCAAGUCCGGGAUGAACAUUGCGCGCAUGAACUUCUCUCAUGGCAGUCAUGAGUACCAUGCUGAAACCAUCAAGAAUGUGCGUGAAGCCACUGAGAGCUUCGGACCUGGCAGCAUCCAGUACAGGCCUGUGGCCAUUGCCCUGGACACAAAGGGCCCAGAGAUCAGGACUGGACUGAUCAAGGGAAGUGGCACUGCUGAGGUUGAGCUGAAGAAGGGCAGCAUGAUCAAGGUCACCCUGAACGACUCCUUCAAGGACAACUGUGAUGAGCACAACCUGUGGGUCGACUACAAGAACAUCAUCAAGGUGGUGCAGGUUGGAAGCCAUGUCUACAUCGAUGAUGGUCUGAUGUCACUCAAGGUCAAAGAGAUCGGUGCCGAUUUCAUUGACUGCGAAAUUGAGAAUGGCGGUACACUUGGCAGCAAGAAGGGCGUCAACCUGCCUGGUGCUGCUGUGGACCUGCCCGCUGUGUCUGAGAAGGACAUCCAGGACCUGCAGUUCGGCGUGGAGCAGGGCGUGGACAUGGUGUUCGCUUCCUUCAUCCGCAAAGCUGCCGAUGUGCAUGCCGUCAGGAAGGUGCUGGGCGAUAAGGGCAAGGACAUCAAGAUCAUCAGCAAGCUGGAGAACCACGAGGGCGUGCGCAGGUUCGAUGAGAUCAUGGAGGCCAGCGAUGGCAUCAUGGUGGCCCGUGGAGACCUGGGUAUCGAGAUUCCCACAGAGAAGGUCUUCCUGGCACAGAAGAUGAUGAUUGGCCGCUGCAACAGGAUUGGCAAGCCAAUCACCUGCGCCACACAGAUGUUGGAGAGCAUGAUCAAGAAGCCCCGCCCCACUCGUGCUGAAGGCAGCGAUGUUGCCAAUGCUGUGCUUGAUGGUGCUGACUGCAUCAUGCUGAGCGGGGAGACUGCCAAGGGAGAGUACCCUCUGGAGGCUGUUCGCACUCAGCACAAGAUUGCACGGGAGGCCGAGGCGGCCAUGUUCCACAGGCAGCUGUUUGAGGAGCUCCGCCGCACCACCCACCUGACCCGUGACCCUACCGAGGCUGUGGCCAUCGGCGCCGUGGAGUCCUCUUUCAAGUGCUGCGCCAGCGCCAUCAUUGUGCUCACCAAGACCGGCAGGUCUGCCCACCUGAUCUCCAAGUACAGGCCCCGUGCCCCCAUCAUGGCCGUUACCCGUAACGAGCAGACUGCCAGGCAGUGCCACCUGUACCGCGGCAUCUUCCCUGUCCUGUACAACAAGCCUGCCCAUGACGUCUGGGCCGAGGAUGUCGACCUCCGUGUCAACUUCGCCAUGGAGAUGGGCAAGGCCCGCGGUUUCUUCAAGGCUGGUGAUGUGGUCAUCGUUCUGACCGGCUGGCGCCCAGGCUCCGGUUACACCAACACCAUGCGCGUCGUCCUCGUGCCUUAAACUCCACUGCAAGACUGCACCACUCCCCCAUCCCAACCUCAUCCCUCCUGCAGUGGUCCCCCAUACCGCUGUGGCUAUCUGACUCUCAAACCCCCAACAGUUCAGACACUCAAGACAAAGCAAAGCAGCGCCAGGCCCCCUUCAAAGGGCCCUCAGCUGUGGCUUUACUCACUGAACAGAAAUCUGUCACACCCCAGAAUUCCUCACGUAGGUGUGAUCACCACUGUAACCCAGUGUUCAGGGCACCUGUACUCACUACCAGAAACUGCACUCAUUCACAGAAAAGCUGCUCCUGAAUAAUCAAGACUAAAAGUGAAUCUAUCUGGACAAUUGUCUUCUCUGCCCCAUUUGCUCUGUUUGAGGAAUAUUACAGACCUUAAGAGAGAUCUGCUUAUACUAUACCUCCUACAGACGUUUGCCUGCAGCUGAAUGGCAGCUUGUUAUUGCAAAGCACUCCUCUUGUAGGGCUGUACCUGUUCAGCCCCCCUUAAACUGAGCGGCGUGGGCCUCCCCACUCGACUGUUGCUCUGCCUCUUUGUUGUAUGUAUGGUGUGCACCUGCUCUCUCUGUGCUCUAUUUAAAUGUUGCACUAGCCGAUAUCUGUCCACAAUGUUACAUUCUGUAUGAUACUUGACUGUGGAUGUUCGAUGUCAACGGUGGGAAGCCAAUAUUGGUAGUAUAUGUAUUUUUUUUUUUUUUUUACUCAGGAGAAAUAUUCAAUGUUUGAUGCCCAUAUUGGAUCUGACCACUGUCAUUUUUGUUUUGUGUUUUUCUAAAGGGGGAAAAUGGAAAGCUGUGGAAAGAUAAUUUGCAUUAUUUAUAUCUCACCUACACUGGCACCUGUGAAGCACUGCCUGUUCUAAGCUGCUUCAGGGGUACAUUGGGGCUAAAAAAUGCAUGCAAAUUUCUUUGUCCUUCUUUCCUUCCUGCUGAAGACCAGGAGGAACCCCUCACUUUCUAUCUGUUCAGCUCUUCUUCUCAGCAGCUCAUUCUCACUUUUCUCUCUGUCUCCCACUGUUUCCACCUGCUUCUCUGAUUGGUAAUGAUGAUUUUCGGGGAAUGGUUUGUACAUAUUUGGUGUACUGGGAUGUCCUGAAUCACUGGAUUUCAACCAAUAAAAGAAAUGAUCACCUGA
Molecule: messenger RNA, 2819 nt
Organism: Megalops cyprinoides (Indo-Pacific tarpon)
Lineage: Eukaryota; Metazoa; Chordata; Actinopteri; Elopiformes; Megalopidae
Product: pyruvate kinase PKM-like
Exons: 11
Coding region: 86-1684 (532 amino acids)
Biological process (GO): glycolytic process
Cellular component (GO): cytoplasm
Molecular function (GO): pyruvate kinase activity; potassium ion binding; magnesium ion binding
Source: RefSeq, a predicted model, not a curated record